Ustilaginoidea virens is the source of this 1284-nucleotide messenger RNA. RefSeq lists its product as uncharacterized. The transcript has 2 exons. The record is from RefSeq and is a predicted model, not a curated record. Bases 1 to 1284 code for a protein of 427 amino acids. Lineage: Eukaryota; Fungi; Ascomycota; Sordariomycetes; Hypocreales; Clavicipitaceae.
AUGUCCCAAACCUUCUUUCGGCAGCCAAGAUCCCUCAGGGGGGGGACGGGAACCAGACCUGCCGGGUGCCCGUGGCGAAGCUCCGAUCCCGUUCCAGCGCCCUCCGCUCCGUUUGGAGCUCUCGUCGAAGCCAUUUCGACGGAGGACAUGCUCGACGACGAGGCCGACGACGAGGCCGAGCCCUCGCAUUAUCUCGGGAUCAGCGGCACGGAGCUCGUCGCAUCAUACAAUUGGCUCGAUGAGGAUCGUCCCAAGAUUAUCAUUCCCGGAAAGCCUCCGCUGUGGACUCCUCCCGAGACACCCAGCCCGCUUCAGCAGGAUGCCGGGGUCUACUACCGCGACCGUAACGCCGCGUGCUAUCCCGAGCAUCCGAUGGAGCCGGCCGUCGUGUCGGUCAUGAAGAUGCGCCACGCCCCCUGCCCCGUCGACGUUUUCGCGUGCGGCAGCACGCUGGGCAACCUUCUUCGGUUUUCGUGGGGAUCCCGCCAGUCGUUCCGCAUGCUUCUCGAGAUGGUCGGGGGCACUGUCCACCUCAUCCGGAGGGAGGAGUCGCCGAGAGCGCUGAUUCCCGACGUGAGAGGCUACGGCUACUCGUUCCCCGAAGCAUACACCACCUGGGAGCCCGAGGUCAGGAACUCGCUGUCGCACCAGCGCAUCAUCAGGUACGCAUUUGGCGAGCUGUAUCUGAUGGUGCGGUUCGAGGCCGACGGCUACAUUGGCUCGGGCCGCGCGCCGCCCCUCAGCUGCGGCGACACCGACGUCCUCGAGCAUUUCGAGCAAUGGCACGUAGGGGAGAGGCCGAGGGCCCAAGCCAGCGCCUCCUGGGGCGUCCUCAGCGCAGCAGACGCCGGCGCCGCCGUGCCGCAAGACUGCAUCUUCGAGCUCAAGACACGCUCCGUGAAGAAGCAAGGCGACGAGGACACGCUGGGGAAGCAGAUGCCGCGCCUCUGGGUGUCCCAAGUCCCCACCUUUAUUCUCGCCUUUCACGAGCGAGGCCUCUUCACGGACGUCCGCGUCACGGAUGCACGGGAGAAAGUGCGAGACUGGGAAGCCGCGAACCAGGCGGCGCUGGGCCGCUUCCUCGGGCUUCUGAAGCGCAUCAUCGGGACGGCGCAGAGCCAUCGGGGCGAUGAGCUCGAGAUUGUGCGGCAGGAGGGGGGGUCGCUAGAGAUACGCAAGCGAGCCCCUGGCGCGGGGGGGCUUUUCUCCGGUCCGGUGAGAGGACGCUGGGCGGCGUGGCUGGGUGAGGAUGGGGAGGAUGGGGAGGAGGAGGCAGCAGCGUAG